Molecule: messenger RNA, 2039 nt
Organism: Dioscorea cayenensis subsp. rotundata (Guinea yam)
Lineage: Eukaryota; Viridiplantae; Streptophyta; Magnoliopsida; Dioscoreales; Dioscoreaceae
Product: beta-fructofuranosidase, insoluble isoenzyme 1-like
Exons: 7
Coding region: 29-1762 (577 amino acids)
Biological process (GO): carbohydrate metabolic process
Molecular function (GO): hydrolase activity, hydrolyzing O-glycosyl compounds
Source: RefSeq, a predicted model, not a curated record
UUCUCCCUUCUUUUCUUUAUAGAAGAGGAUGAUGGAGAAUAGAAAGCUAGCUUUGUUUUUGUUUAAUUUUCUAGUUUGGUUUUUGUUUAGUUUGUUAGUGAGAGAUGGAGUAGUUGAAGCUUCUCAUGUAGUUUAUGAAGAACUCCAAUCUAUUUCUCCAUCCAUAGUUAGUAGUAAACAUAGAACUGGUUUUCACUUUCAACCUCAAAGGAACUGGCUCAAUGAUCCAAAUGGACCAAUGUACUACAAUGGCAUCUACCACCUUUUCUAUCAGUACAACCCCAAAGGAGCAGUAUGGGGAAACAUAGUGUGGGCACACUCAGUGUCCACAGACUUGAUAAACUGGACACCAUUAGAACCAGCACUAACACCAACAAAACCAUUUGACAUUAAUGGCUGCUGGUCAGGCUCAGCCACCAUCCUCCCUGGAAACAAACCAGUCAUCUUCUACACUGGCGUUGACUCCAACAACAUCCAAGUCCAAAACCUUGCUUUCCCUAAGAACCUUUCUGACCCUUACCUUAUAGAAUGGAUCAAACCAGACUAUAAUCCAGUCAUCAUCCCUGAUGAAUCCAUUGAACCAAGCAAGUUCCGUGACCCAACCACUGGUUGGUUUGGUCAUGACAACCAUUGGCGUGUCAUCAUUGGCAGUAGACACAACCAUAGAGGCAUGGCCAUUAUGUAUAGAAGCAAAGACUUUGUUCAUUGGAUUAAAGCUAAGCAUCCUCUUCAUUCUGCAAGCAAUACUGGUAUGUGGGAGUGUCCUGACUUUUAUCCAGUGUCUUUGCAUGGCAACACUGGUGUUGAUACUUCUCAGUAUGGUGAUGGCUUCAAACAUGUUCUUAAGAAUAGCUUGGAUGUCACAAGGUAUGAAUAUUAUACAGUGGGGACAUACUACAGGGAGAAAGAUAGGUACGUGCCAGACAUGACUUCAGCUGAUGAUCAAAGUGGUUUGAGGUAUGAUUAUGGGAAUUUCUAUGCAAGCAAGACAUUCUAUGAUUCUGGGAAGAAUAGGAGGAUUUUGUGGGGUUGGUCUAAUGAGACUGAUAGUGUUCAAGAUGAUGUAGCCAAAGGUUGGUCUGGGAUUCAGGCAAUACCAAGAGCACUUUGGCUGGAUGAGAAAGGUCAGCAGUUAGUGAUAUGGCCAGUGGAAGAAGUGGAGAAUUUAAGAGGAAAACUAGUUCAUAUUAAGAACAAGGAACUCAAGUAUGGUGAAAUGUUUGAAGUCCAAGGAAUAAUGUCUUCACAGGCAGAUGUGGAGGUGAGUUUUGAAGUAACAGGACUAGAAAAAGCAGAAAUAUAUGAUCCAACUUGGGAAGAUCCUCAAGUGCUUUGUGGGGAAAAAGGAGCAUCAGUGAAAGGAGGAGUUGGUCCAUUUGGGCUGCUGGUUAUGGCUUCUAGUGGUUUACAGGAACAAACUGGUGUUCUUUUUAGGGUUUUUAAAGCUCCAAACAAGGAUGUGGUCCUACUCUGCCAUGAUGCUACCAAGUCAACUUUGAAAGGAGGAGUGUUCAAGCCAAACUUUGCAGGUUAUGUGGAUGUGGAUAUAAGAAAGACAGGAAAGUUGUCUUUAAGGACUCUGAUUGAUGGAUCAGUGAUUGAAAGCUUUGGAGCUGGAGGAAGGACUUGUAUAACUUCUAGGGUUUACCCAACCUUGGCUGUUGGGAACAAUGCUCAUCUUUAUGUCUUCAAUAAUGGCCAACAGAAAAUUAAGGUUUCUCAUCUUAAAGCUUGGGAGAUGGUCAGACCAACAAUGAAUUAAUCAGUUAGAGAUGAAUCACUGAAGUUAAUCUACAUAUAUAUAUAUAUAUAUAUGUUAGGUAUUGUUCAGGAUUGAGUGUUAUCUUGUUAAUUAGCAUUGGAAAACCUUUGUUGUAUGGUUUUUCUGAGUUAUGGUAUGAUAUAUGCAAUCACUGUCUUAUUAAUUAUGAGAUGUACUGGAAAUAAAUUAUUGUUAGUUUCAUUAUAUCGGUCUGAGGUUGAAUUAAUUAGAAUGGUAAACAUACUCAAUUUUUUUUGGAUUUUGAAUAAAAGAAAGU